UGGUCUUUUCCUUCAUAAGAGAGAACAGACAGGGAGGAGGGCAGCAGUAGGGAAGCACUUAUACACAGACAGUGGAAGUGGAAGAAUGGAGCAGAUAUGGAUCUGCUUCACAUUGCUCUCUGCUAUCUGUAUUCAAGGUGCAUUUUCUGAAAGUGAAGAAGAGGAAUUGCUGAAUUAUCUAUUCGUUAAAAAGGGCUACAGAAAGGAUCUGAGACCAGUUGAAGAAAUAGAUAAACCAGUGGAUGUUUAUGUUGCUCUAAUGCUUUCGAACCUGAUCUCACUAAAAGAAGCCGAUGAAACUCUGAGUACCAAUGUAUGGGUUGAGCAGGUGUGGUAUGAUAGAAGACUGUCAUGGAAUGAGUCAGAGUUCUAUGAUAUUAAUAUUCUCCGGGUCCCUCCAGACAUGGUGUGGAAUCCACAACUCGUCCUGGAAAAUAACAACAACGGAAACUUUGAGGUGGCUUAUUACUGCAAUGUCCUGAUAGAAAGCAAUGGUCGUGUUUACUGGCUGCCACCUGCUAUUUAUCAAACCUCCUGUUCGAUCAAUGUGAACUACUUUCCAUUUGACUGGCAAAACUGCUCUCUUAAGUUUAGCUCUUUGAAUUACAAUGCCAAAGAGAUCAACCUGCAACUGAGGAAGGAUCCCGAAGGUGAAACAAACAGAGAAUACUACGUAGAAUGGAUCAUAAUUGACCCUGAGGGGUUCACAGAGAAUGGAGAGUGGGAAAUUGUCCAUAUUCCAGCAAAGAAGAACAUUGACAGAAGCGUAUCUCCAGAAAGCAACAAGUACCAGGACAUCACUUUCUACCUUCUUAUUGAGCGCAAACCACUCUUCUACAUAAUUAAUAUACUGGCUCCAUGUGUGCUCAUUGCACUAAUGGCCAAUCUGGUCUUUUACCUACCAGCUGACAGUGGUGAGAAGAUGACAUUGUCCAUUUCUGUGCUUUUGGCUCAAGCUGUCUUCCUGUUGCUGAUCUCGCAGCGCCUUCCUGAGACUUCCUUGGCCAUUCCACUCAUCAGCAAGUACCUCAUGUUUAUCAUGGUAUUGGUGACAAUAGUGGUAGUGAGUUGUGUCAUUGUCCUGAAUAUUCAUUUCAGAACGCCGAGCACGCAUAUCAUGUCAGAAAAGAUGAAAGAGGUUUUCUUAAACAAACUGCCCCGCAUCCUGCACAUGUCAAUGCCAGCAGAAUCUGAUCCUGAGCCAUGGAAUGGUGUUCUCCAGAGGCGCAGCAGUUCCGUGGGGUACAUUGUUAAAGCAGAGGAAUACUUCUGUGUCAAAUCACGAAGUGAACUUAUGUUUGAGAAGCAGUCAGAGAGACAUGGACUUACCAGCAGAGCCACUCCUGCACGUACGAAUCCAAUGAGAACAGACAAUUCACAGGACCAGCUUUUUGGAGAAAUAAAACCAGCUGUUGAUGGGGCAAACUUUAUUGUCAAACACAUGAGAGACAAAAAUGAUUACAGUGAGGAGAAAGAUAACUGGUAUCGCAUUGCUCGGACAGUGGACCGCUUGUGCCUUUUCGUUGUGACGCCAGUAAUGACCAUUGGGACUCUUUGGAUAUUUUUGGGAGGAGCGUAUAACAAGCCACCUCCAUAUCCAUUCCCUGGUGACCACUUUGAUUAUACUUUUGAGAACCGUAGAUUAAUAUAGAAUUAAGGGGCAGAUAAUGUAAGUAUGGAGCUCAGUGUCUGCUUACACAGUCUGCAAUAUGGACAAGGGAUUAUGGACAGUAUCGGCAAUGAGAUAAUGCACCCAAGUGAUAAUGGGAUUUACCAGUCUCUGGUUUUACUUUUUGUUUUGUCAGAAUAUAGUGUUUCUUCCAAAAAUAAAUUGUUGUACAUUGAAA
Molecule: messenger RNA, 1847 nt
Organism: Pelobates fuscus (common spadefoot toad)
Lineage: Eukaryota; Metazoa; Chordata; Amphibia; Anura; Pelobatidae
Gene: CHRND
Product: cholinergic receptor nicotinic delta subunit
Exons: 12
Coding region: 86-1651 (521 amino acids)
Biological process (GO): nervous system process; signal transduction; chemical synaptic transmission
Cellular component (GO): plasma membrane; neuron projection; postsynaptic membrane
Molecular function (GO): acetylcholine-gated monoatomic cation-selective channel activity; transmembrane signaling receptor activity
Source: RefSeq, a predicted model, not a curated record